This is a messenger RNA of Symphalangus syndactylus (siamang), 1751 nucleotides long. It is a transcript of the gene PANX3, whose product is annotated as pannexin 3. NCBI's taxonomy places the organism in Eukaryota, Metazoa, Chordata, Mammalia, Primates, Hylobatidae. Gene Ontology annotation, molecular function: wide pore channel activity. The record is from RefSeq and is a predicted model, not a curated record. Gene Ontology annotation, biological process: monoatomic cation transport; positive regulation of interleukin-1 production; cell-cell signaling. Gene Ontology annotation, cellular component: plasma membrane.
GAUAUCCAUAAGGCUGGGGCGGCAGGCACUGUCUGCUCAAAGCCACCUGCCUGAAGCUGCCGUCUCCUCAUUCCACCACCCCAGGACCCCUGCUGCCACCUCUGCACCCCCAGGCUCAGCAGCAUCAUGUCACUUGCACACACAGCUGCAGAGUACAUGCUCGCGGAUGCCCUGCUGCCUGACCGCAGGGGCCCCCGCCUCAAAGGACUGCGCCUGGAACUGCCCCUGGACCGGAUAGUCAAGUUCAUAGCUGUGGGCUCCCCCUUGUUGCUGAUGUCCCUGGCAUUCGCCCAGGAGUUCUCCUCUGGGUCUCCGAUCAGCUGCUUCUCUCCCAGUAACUUCAGCAUCCGGCAGGCAGCCUACGUGGACAGCUCCUGCUGGGACUCACUGGUUCACCAUGAGCAGGACAGGCCUGGCCAGGACAAGAUGAAAUCUCUCUGGCCCCACAAGGCCCUCCCCUACUCCCUGCUGGCCCUGGCCUUGCUCAUGUACCUGCCAGUGCUGCUGUGGCAGUAUGCAGCUGUGCCAGCCCUCAGCUCUGAUCUGCUGUUCAUCAUCAGCGAACUGGACAAAUCCUAUAAUCGCUCCAUCCGCCUGGUGCAGCACAUGCUGAAGAUCCGGCAGAAGAGCUCCGACCCCUAUGUGUUCUGGGAUGAGCUGGAGAAGGCUCGGAAAGAACGAUACUUUGAAUUCCCUUUGCUAGAGCAGUACCUGGCAUGUAAGCAGCGUUCACAUUCACUAGUGGCUACCUACCUCCUGAGGAACUCCCUCUUGCUCAUCUUCACCUCCGCCACUUACCUAUACCUUGGUCAUUUCCAUCUGGAUGUCUUCUUCCAGGAAGAAUUCAGCUGCUCCAUCAAGACAGGGCUGCUAAGUGAUGAGACCCAUGUUCCCAGUCUGAUCACAUGCAGGCUGACAUCGCUGUCCAUUUUCCAGAUUGUCAGCCUCUCCAGUAUAGCAAUAUACACCAUAUUGGUUCCAGUGAUAAUAUACAACCUCACACGGCUAUGUCGGUGGGACAAACGACUCUUAUCUGUCUAUGAGAUGCUCCCAGCUUUUGAUCUCCUCAGCAGAAAGAUGCUAGGAUGUCCCAUCAAUGACCUCAAUGUGAUCCUUCUUUUCCUCCGAGCUAACAUCUCUGAGCUCAUCUCUUUUAGCUGGCUGAGUGUCUUAUGUGUGUUAAAGGAUACAACCACCCAGAAGCACAAUAUUGACACAGUAGUUGAUUUUAUGACUUUAUUGGCUGGCUUAGAACCCUCCAAACCCAAACACCUCACCAACUCGGCAUGUGAUGAACACCCAUAGUUAAGAAACCAUGGAGCAAGAAAUCUUGUGGAAAGUCUCUCUCCUUCCUCGUAAGACAUGCACACUAAUACACAUACACACCAAAAAAAUAUGCAAGGAUUUUUUUGGUGUGUAUGUGUAUUAGUGUGCAUGCAAGCUUGGAUUUAACUGAAUCAUAUAUCUUUUAUCAUGUUAUCCUAAAAGUGAGAAGACAUAACCAAGACAUGGAAAUAAAUGUGAAAGCUGGAGCUGAAGAGUCAAAGAGCUAAAAAAUUAAGUCUAGAACAUUCUAUGAGGAUAAUAUAAAUAAAAAGAAAUAAAGUCUAGACAUGCUGCAAGGAAAGAAGAUUCUAAAGGCCAUUUAUGGAGACAAUUCAAUAUCCUUUCUUGAACGCACAUUCAGCUUACCCCACAGAGCAAGUGAGGCAAUCUGGCAAGAGAUUAAUAAAGAUGUAAACUCCUGGAAA